AUGUCGACCUUCAUGCGCCUCCGGACAACCUUGUCCAAAACCUCAACACUAUCACCAACAUACAAGCCUCUCACCUCAUUCUCACCUCUACGAAGCUACGCCACCAAGAACGACGGCAAUGACUCCCAAACAACUCACCAACAAGACUCGCCCAACCACCCAAUCCCAUCCAACAAAGCCAAACCCACCCUCCGCGACGGAAACCAGUCACCGCUCGCAGACCAAGAUGGGAAUCUGAGAGAUGAUCUACCGGCCGAUGUCAAGCAACAUAAUAAGGAGAUGGAAGAGCGGUAUGACAAGCCUUAUAGCCAUACGGGUGAUCAGGGACAGACGGAGCCUUCUUUCGAGAAUGACAAAUAG
Penicillium soppii is the source of this 360-nucleotide messenger RNA. RefSeq lists its product as uncharacterized. The coding region runs from base 1 to 360 and encodes 119 amino acids. NCBI's taxonomy places the organism in Eukaryota, Fungi, Ascomycota, Eurotiomycetes, Eurotiales, Aspergillaceae. The record is from RefSeq and is a predicted model, not a curated record. The transcript has a single exon.